ACUCGGUCAUUUCUAAUGCUUACCAUUCAGGUUUGAAGGUUAAAGUAAGACUAUUGUCUUAACACAUCAUUGUAUUAUACCUUGUGUUGAAGGAAAUAACAUUUAUUCUAGAAAAAAGUUCAAUCAAAAUGAACGCCGAAUUCCGAUCAAAAGUGGAAGAGUCUUCAAGAACAGCUGAAGAUUUCACUAAGUUAUACUAUGAAAGUUUGGACAAAAAACGACACCAAAUGUCACGUUUGUAUUUGGACAACGCAAUCGCUAUUUGGAAUGGAAAUGGAACAACUGGAAAAGAAAAUAUUCAAAAAUUCUUCCAAGAUCUUCCUAUAACUGAACAUACUAUCACAACUCUUGAUGCUCAACCAGUCAUUGAUGAAGCUCUUUCCAAUCAAAAGACUUUAUUGAUUAUGGUAUCUGGUAUGUUUCGCAUUCAAAACAAUCAAUCCAAACAAUUUCAACAAACUUUCAUUAUUACCGCGCAUGAAGAAAAAUGGAAAAUCGUGAGUGAUUGCUUUCGAAUUCAAGAUGCGUUGAGUACCAUAGACAAAAAAUGAAAUUAAUGUAUAAAAAAAUAAUCAAUAAAAUGAAAUUUCGAGAAUAAACUCAAACUAUAGUCAUUAAA
Messenger RNA from Contarinia nasturtii (swede midge), 619 nucleotides. RefSeq names its product NTF2-related export protein-like. Gene Ontology annotation, cellular component: nuclear pore central transport channel. Lineage: Eukaryota; Metazoa; Arthropoda; Insecta; Diptera; Cecidomyiidae. Bases 129 to 551 code for a protein of 140 amino acids. Gene Ontology annotation, biological process: protein import into nucleus. The transcript is spliced from 4 exons. The record is from RefSeq and is a predicted model, not a curated record.